Messenger RNA from Kwoniella shivajii, 1698 nucleotides. RefSeq lists its product as uncharacterized. The coding region runs from base 1 to 1698 and encodes 565 amino acids. The transcript is spliced from 2 exons. The record is from RefSeq and is a predicted model, not a curated record. NCBI's taxonomy places the organism in Eukaryota, Fungi, Basidiomycota, Tremellomycetes, Tremellales, Cryptococcaceae.
AUGGCACAAGUCAUUUCUGUACCUACUCCUUCUCUCAACUUUUAUUGUCCUUCCUCUCCUAAUCCAACUCCUCUCCGACUACUCGCUUUCUCAGUCGCUGAAGCAGCACUCCAACCGGAUCCCAACUCUCCAUCAUUCAACAUAGCAAUGAACAUCGGUAAGAUGCCUACGCCACUUGAGAUGGAUGGUUGGUCACAUCACUCAUCAAGAGAGCCUCAAGCUUCUUGGGAAUCAGUAGUUCCAUGGAACGAAAGGAGAAACACGCAAUCCGCUUUGCAGAAUCGAAGACCGCUAUGGGACGUUGUGGAGCGUGCCAAGGAGAGACGAGUGCAAGAAAGAUCUUCACCAUCGUCAACCGAGUCGACUCUUCCUCAGAGUCCACCCGUUUCUCCUUCUUCAUACAACUUUGUCCUCCCCCCUAACUCUCCCCUGGCCGCGUCUGUCGCUGCAGCUACUUCUCCCACGAAGAAUCCCGCUGUUCCAUCUUCUAUUCCUAGACAAGAUUACUUCCCACUUUUCACGCGAUCAGCUCAACCUUCGCCUGUAGAGACUACCUUCUCUGCUUUGGACCAGACUCGACCUCCUCCAGAGUUCGUCCCUCGACUUUCUGCCAUCGAAUUCUCCGCCAAAUCCAAGAAGACCUCUUCCGUCUCUGCCAAACAUGGUCGAUCCAAAUCCGAUAUUGGAUCACCGUCCACUGAUUCUAUCGAGGUCACAGCUGAAGAGAAGGCUCGAGCUCAGUCUAAAUUACCAGCUGUGUCAUCACGACUACCCAGUCUUGCUCAAAUUCAAGCUCGUAUCUCCACCGAACACAAGCGUGGCACUUCAGCUGGAUCACCCUCUCCAGCCAAAUCCUUACCUAGAAUCAGGACUGUAUAUCGAACUGAAUCUCAAGAAUCUGUAGAGAUAAUCAAGACUCCCACUGAAGAAUCACCCCGACGUGAUGCUCGAAUUGUUCUCGCUUCGAUUCUCAACAGACGACCUGCGACUCCUCCUAGUCCACCUUUAGCAACCCCGGUCAAAGAUAAGGAACCUCGACUUGCACCUUUCUUACGUGAACGGACUUCUGGCCGAUUAUCAGGUGGAAGAGCCAGACCUCUUUCUAUGCCUCCCAUGUCGUUAGGUGAAUUACCUUCUUUCGAAGCUAUCGUAAAAGCCAAUGCUGCUAUCUCAUCCUCUUCCUCUCAACCUGCAUUCAAAAUCACUCCACCAAAGGAGCGAUCAACUUCAUUUACUUCGGUUGUUAAAGAAGGAAAUGUACCUUCACCAACUAGAGGAUCAUUCCCUUGGUCAAUGAAAACGGGUGGUAUGGUCACACCCACAGAAAGUAGAUUCAGACUUCCGUUCGGUAGAGGAACAUCUGGUACGCCAUCACCGAGAAGGUCAUUCACUUCACCUGCUUCUCCUACUGAGAGUGUUAGAUCUUUCAACACCGCCACCUCAAGCCCUUCAUUGUCAGUUCCAAUGAUAACGUGUACACCAGCACCACAGACAGUUUUGAAAAAUGGUGUUGAACAUGAUUCAGAUGAAGAAGAAGGUGAUGUGGUGUUGUUCGAAGGUGAUUCACUAGAUAUCGAUUCUGAUUCUGAAUCAGAUUUCGGAGGAGAAGAUAAAGAGGAAGUAAAAGAGAAAGAAGAAAGGGAAAGAAGAGCUGAAGCCAUGAAGAAAAGGUUAAUGUUGAGACGAAAAUCUGAUUAA